Messenger RNA from Prunus armeniaca (apricot), 165 nucleotides. Lineage: Eukaryota; Viridiplantae; Streptophyta; Magnoliopsida; Rosales; Rosaceae. The record is from the annotation of a GenBank genome assembly.
AUGGAUGAAGCGUGGAGUCUUCACCAGGAGAAUGGAAGGAUUCAGUCUCUACUAAGUGACCCUUCGGCGGGGAGGAGAUGGGACAGAAGAAACGAUCGUCAAGCUUCAGAUGCCAGUGUGGUGCCAGCUAAAGGCUCUCCAAUGCUUAAGUCAGCUAGAGUGUGA